Molecule: messenger RNA, 1043 nt
Organism: Pundamilia nyererei
Lineage: Eukaryota; Metazoa; Chordata; Actinopteri; Cichliformes; Cichlidae
Product: translation initiation factor IF-2-like
Exons: 2
Coding region: 607-1041 (144 amino acids)
Source: RefSeq, a predicted model, not a curated record
GUGUUUCUAGUGUUUCGUCUCCUGCUCCAGCUCCAGCUCCAGCUCCAGCUUAGUAUUUCUUUUCCAGUGUUUCAGUCCUUGGUUCCUUUGUUCAGACUUUUGUCUUUUGGUGAGUUUAGUUAGUACGAGGUUUUUCCCAGCAAUAAAGCUGCGCUUUAAGUUUCACUUUCGUGUCUGAGUUCUGCAUUUUGGGUCCACCACUCCUGCUUGCUCGCCUACCACACAGCCAACCAUGACAGAACGACGCGACCACAAAAUGGACCCAGUGGACUCACCUUUAGGCUGGGAGGAGGAGUUGCUAGAGCAGCUGUUGGAUUAUUGCCAGGCCGUAAUUCAUGCUGUGGACACUCCCAAGAGACUGAUUCAGCUCAGUUACCUGCCCAGCAGCCACCUUCUGCUCAGUUAGCUGCUCAGUCGCCACCUUCGGCUCAGUUUCCAGUGUCCCCGUUGCCUGUGGCCCAGUUACCCGCCUGGCCGCCAGUGCAGUCAUCUACUCCAUCACCUACUCCACUCUCACCACAACCGUUUCAACGGCCACCAGUUCAGACUUCAGUUCAGUCCCCUAGCCUGCUGUACUCUCACCCACCUGGUCAACCAUUGGUCUCAAUGACCUCUGGUCCUGCAUCUACCUCAUACGCUGGGGCUUCUGGAGAGCCUGCCCAGCUGUCACCCUCUGCUAAAGGGUCCGAGGGGCCCAUUCAGCCUCCUGUCGUCGCUGGAGGGUCCAAGGGAUCCGUCCAGCCUGUUGCGCCGCUGCCUGCAGCGCCUUCGUCUCCGGCUUCCACGCCACCGCCUGCAGUGCCAUUCUCGUCUGGUCCUGCCUCAGAGCCUUCAGCUUCGCCCGGUCCUGCCUCAGAGCCUUCAGCUUCGACCGGUCCAAUGUACGUCCAGCCCCUCAACAUCGCCGGCCGCCUUCCAGGCCACUGGCUGGGCGUCGUCGCCAUCGUGGGCGGCCUCCGGACCAGCUCUGUCGUCGCCGCUGCCUUCCGCUACCUGUCGCCUCUGUCAGUGCACCCCAGGGUGGCUGUGGCUACAAUGUAGCU